UCGACCGAUCAAGGCCAUCUCACCAUCCCGGCGUGACACCUGUGUUCUUUCCCAUUUGUCUAUGUAAAUCAAAGGCGCGGCACAUGAUCCUCCCCCGUCAUGCCCGUGAUCCCGUCCGCCGCAGCACGCAACCCAUCGCCGCGCGCGGCGCCACCAUUAUUUUUAUCCUCCUCUUCUAUAAGCAUCCACUCCUCCUACUGGCCCGGAGAGAAACAAAUCCCAGAGAUUAGAUUAGCGAACUCGGAGCACUCCCGCUCCCGCACUUCUCUCUGUGCCCGCGACUGGGCCCCCGUCGACUCUUCCCGCUCGGCAAACCGCCCGCGCGCGAUCCGAGAACGGCGGGCGCCAUGGCGGACAACAGGUCGGCGGCAGCGGCGGCGGUGGGGCCGCUGCUGCUGCCGCGGAAGAAGUCGUCGUCGGGGGCGGCGCAGUACACCCGGAGCGCGUCGCACGCGGGGGACGAGCUGCGCAGCUUCCGGGCCUGCCUCCGCUGGAUGUGCAUCGACCACACCGACGGGCCGCGCUCCGCGGGCUCCUGGGCGGUCUUCUUCCUCCUCGCCGUCGCCGCGCCGGCCGCGGUCACCCUGGCCCUCCCGGCCUCGGCCCCGCCGCGGCCGCUGGACGGGCAGGUGCAGGUCUCGCUCACCCUGGCCGCCAUGCUCGCCUUCCUCUCCCUCUGCUCGCUGCUCCGGGUCGGCCUCCGCCGCCUGCUCUGCAUCGACCGCCUCCGGCACGACUCGGACGAGGUGCGCGCCGGGUACACCGCGCAGCUCAACCGCUCCUUCCGCGUCCUCGCCUGCUUCCUCGCGCCAUGCUCCCUCGCCGACGCCGCCUACAAGGUCUACUGGUACUGGGCCGCCGCGCCCUUCCGCUCGCCCUGGUGGAACGCCGCCGCAUGCGCGCUCGAGGCCGCCUCAUGGGUCUACCGCACCGCCGUCUUCUUCAUGAUCUGCGUGCUCUUCCGGGUCAUCUGCUACCUGCAGGUGCUCCGCAUGGUCGGCUUCGCGCGCGAGUUCGGCAGGUUCGCCGACGUCGCCGUCGUGCUGGAGCACCACCGACGGAUCAGGGACCAGCUCCGCCGGAUCAGCCACCGGUACCGCCGGUUCAUCAUCUUCUGCCUCGUGCUCGUCACCGCCAGCCAGUUCUCCGCCCUGCUCGCCACCACCAGGCCACAUGCGCGGAUCAAUAUCGCCACCGCCGGCGAGCUCGCGCUCUGCUCAGUGAGCCUCGUGGCGGGGCUGCUGGUCUGCCUCCACAGCGCGGCCAAGAUCACGCACAAGACACAGGCCAUCACGAGCGUGGCGGCGGCGUGGCACGCGGACGCCACCAUCCACGCCUUCGACAACGACCUGGAGGACCCCGACCCCGCCCUGCCCGCCGCCACCGGCUACCUGGCGCCGGCCAACGCCUACCGGGUGGCCCCCGGCGAGGAGUCCGACGGCUACGGGGACGACGACGAUGACGACGACAACAUGAGCGAGGGCUCCAUCGACGACUCCAAGCUCGUGCCCUUCCAGGUCAACAACAUGUGCUUCCAGAAGAGGCAGGCACUGGUGAACUACCUGGAGAACAACCGGGCGGGCAUCACGGUGUACGGCUUCGUGGUCGACCGGACAUGGCUGCACGCGCUCUUCAUGAUCGAGUUCUCGCUCGUCAUGUGGCUGCUGGGGAAGACGGUCGGUAUAUCUUGAAGGCCCUUUGAUGCUGUCGCCGAUUCUCCCGACGUUUGAUGCAGGGGCUCACCUCGGAUGUACAAAUUGAGCGCACAUAGUUCACUACUUCAGUAUUUCGCCACGCAUAAAACACACACAUCGUUCUUUUUUGCCCUCCUAAGUAUUAGUUGUGCAGUUUUUUUUUUUGCGAAAAUUAGUUGUGCAGUGUUUAAAAAAAGUAUUAGCCGUGCACUUGAUUUGAUGAAAAGAAUACAUAUGUGGCAAUAUUAGAUGCAAAGGGUUUGAUUGGAUGAAAUGAUGUCGAGUAAUAUUAGUCCUCAACUUCCGCAGGUCGAUCUAUGAAAAGUAUUUUUUGAAGGGAAACAUUCUUGGCCGGGGCGCCGGCCGAACCAUUGCGCCGGUCACGCGCGGUUCGUUCGAUUGCAGCAGAUCGUCUGGCCUGUGUGCGGCCUUAUCUGCUGACCCCACCGCUUUUUAAUCUACUGAACCCAACUGGUCCUCUUCCUUAUCCUUUCUUUCUUAUCCUCUUGCGUUCCCAGCCACACAGCCAUUCUUUCCCACGUCCUCUCCCUCCCGUGGUCUACCUCCAAAUAAACAGCUCGCCAGCGGCGGAAGAGGUGUGUGGCGAGCGAGCGACCCCGGAGGAGCACAAACGAAGAUGCAGAGAUGCGUAGAGGAUGACUGUCGGCAAGCGGAGGUGUGGUGCUUCAAGCUACAGCGGCAGCCUGUGGAUGCUGGCAAGAGCUACAACCAUGGCGGCCAGGUGCUGAAAUCCGCACAAAUUUUUGCUUCAAUCGGCGUUUUGUUUUUUGCUGAAACUAGCACUGUUCUGUAUGUUUUUGCUACCACCGUUUUGUAUUUUGCUGGAACCAGCGUCUUUUUUUGCUGCCACCGCGUUUUUGAUUUGCUGGAACCAGCCCUCGACUUUGCAUCUUUGCUACCACCAUGGUGGCCAGAUGCUGGAACCCGCACAAUUUUUUGCUUCCAUCGGUGUUUUGGUUUUACUGAAACUAGCGUCGUCUUUUGUAUUUUUUGCUACCACCCUUUUGUAUUUUGCUGGAACCAGCGUCGAUUUUUGCUACCAUCGCCUUUUUGAUUUGCUGGAACCAGCCCUCAACUUUGCAUCUUUGCUACCACCGGUGUUCUGGUUUGCUAGAACAAGCUUUAAUUUUUGCUACCACCAGGGUUUGGUUUGUUGGGACGCCGUCUAAUUUCCGAUAUUUUUGCUACUACCGUUUCUUGGUUUGCUGGAACCAGCCCCAAUUUUUGCUACAACUGCCGUUUGCUGCGAGACCACGGAGUUGUCGCCAUUUGUUUCUACAGAAGGACGAGGGAGGGGGAUGGGCAUCACCGGUGAGGUGAAGUGAUUUUUUGCUGGAACUGUCUUAAUUUUUUGCUAUGACCCAUGAUUUAUUUUGUUGUGACCAGCAAAUUGAGGGCGAGGUACGGCGCGAGCUCGACGACGGGGUGCUGCGGCCAUCUCCACCAGGGUUGCCAUGGCCGGUAAGCACGGUCGCCCAAGGAUGCGGCGGCGAGCGUGGGUUGCCGGUGAACACGAUGCCGAGAACGAGCGUGGGGGCGGCCAAGGAUGCGUCGGCGAGAGCCCGUUGUCGGCGAGCAUGAGACCGAGGACGAGCGCGGGCGGCCCAAGGAUGCGUCGGCGAGAGCGGGUUUCCGGCGAGCAUGAGGCCGAGGACGAGCGCGGGCGGCGCAAGUGGAAGGCGAGCGCGGCGCUGGGGAAAGUUGCACGAGACGGUGAAAUACAGGGCGAGAUGCGUCAGGAGGAAGAUGAUGUCUGGGCGAAUCGGUUUUUUUUCUAUAUAUCCAACGGCGCAUCUGGCGGCUAGGGUGCGACCGGCCGAAACUUUCGGCCGGCGCGCCGGCGCCCAGUAUUGCCCUUUUUUGAACCAUCUGGGUACACGGAUCAUGUCUUGUGGAGUAAUUACUUUACAUAAAAAAUGUAAACUUUAUUA
Aegilops tauschii subsp. strangulata is the source of this 3646-nucleotide messenger RNA. RefSeq lists its product as uncharacterized. Lineage: Eukaryota; Viridiplantae; Streptophyta; Magnoliopsida; Poales; Poaceae. The record is from RefSeq and is a predicted model, not a curated record.